This is a messenger RNA of Aspergillus bombycis, 1956 nucleotides long. RefSeq lists its product as uncharacterized. The transcript has a single exon. The record is from RefSeq and is a predicted model, not a curated record. NCBI's taxonomy places the organism in Eukaryota, Fungi, Ascomycota, Eurotiomycetes, Eurotiales, Aspergillaceae. Bases 1 to 1956 code for a protein of 651 amino acids.
AUGACUCACCGACGGCAAGGUCUUUCUCGCACCUUGCCGAAAGACUUCACUUUUCCUUCAAUAGGGGAGCCCAGGACUCCGGAACGCAACUCAAUCCAGCUGGACGUUCCGCCGCCGCCCCCGCGCCAUUCCAGUUGUCGUUUGCGCAGGUCCCGUGUGCGCUCAGGGACAGAUGUUUUUGCGCAGGCUGAAUAUGAUCGCAAAAUUUUCCACCCUAACCCAUCAGACAUUCCGCUACCAUCCAUUGAAUUUUCUUCUUCGCAUGAUGCAACAGACAUUCAGUCAUGUCUAUCCAUACCCACAAGCAAUGACCGCUUUUUGGCCCCUCCGCGGGAUCGCGUAGCGUUAAAGACCCCACCUGCCCAGAUCCGCGCAGCCCCAGUCGAUCAGUCUACAGAAGAUUGGUCAACGGAUGAUCCUCAGACUAUAGGGGAGAGCAUCGAACGCCCUGGCUCUGCCUGUUCUAAUUCCUCAGUCUCGUCAAUUGAAACAUUUGCCUCUCGGCGCUCAAUGGGUGGAAGCUGUACGAGCAUGGAAAGCGAUAGCUACGACCCAUUUUUCCUUGAAAUUCAACCAAAAUACGUGGAAUCAACUCCAGUGCCCAAGUUCCGGCGGAACAAACCCCCGACUCGCGAACGAUGGACAAGAGAUAUGGACAAUCACUUAUGGAAUACGUAUCAGAUUUACCUCCAGGAUCCUACAAUCACACCCUUCAAAAUGACGCCGGGAAGCAUUCCGCCAUUGGGGGUCACUCACCGAGUAGCGCGAGAGGCAAAGAAAACAUGGGAAAGAAUGCGUUGCAGACUUACCAAACAGCUUCCUUCCACGUCGCAACAAUGUGUGAGCGGCAACUCAACACCAACUCCAAAGACUGACACCCCAAAGAAUAUAUGGCCCAAAUCCGAGGCGUCGACCAGGAGGAGAUUAAAAUAUUUGUGCAAGAGGAAAUUCUGUAUCGCGCCUCAUUACCAAAGGCUGAUGAUGUCCCGAAGCCCGACACCUGCCUUGGACAUGGUCUCUCACUCGUCCCGAGAAUCGUCUCAAGCAGAGGCCUCCACAAGUAGCUCGGCAGUUUACGCCACGCGCGAUCUAGGUAUAUCUCUUGUCUCAAGCUCAGUUCCUGGGCCCUUAACACAGUUGGCAAUGGAGGAGCCACCGAAUAGUAACAGUGGCGAAUGGUUCAGCCAGCCCGUACCGUGUAACGCUCCUCAUGGCGCGGUCGACCCAUUCGCAAAUAGACCGUUUAGCUUUGACGAACGGGAGAUGGUACCCCGACUGGGAUCCCCGUUUACCUAUCAUACGUGGGGUCCUAAUAACUCGAGGAAACGAGUCCAACGUCAUACACCUAGGGCUCGAAGAGAAACAAUUCAUGUUACAGGCUCUCGGUUGCGGUCCCCUCCCCGUAUGGACUUAUUCUCAAAUGCGGAUAACCCUAAUAUUGCUCAAGAUUCAAUGGCAACCCUGGAAUCUCCGAGCGAUGAAGAAACACGACAAAACUUAGAGGAGCUUUUCCGACAGGGAAAACUAAAUGACAUUGGCCAGCAUCGCGUACGAAUUCGAAACCGUGGAGCCACGAUGAGUUCGGUUAAUUCCGGAGGCCUUGACCAGCUCUUUUCCCCGCCAUCGUCUUCAUCUAGAAAUGACGAGAGCUAUCGCGAGGACAAGCCCGCUCCUCACCUGCGGAGCCUUAGUGGGGAGGCCAUCAAACGACUUGGUUCACCUUUCAAGAUUGACCCACCCAAACGAGCCGGCGACACGCCGGCCAGAUUUAUCAGGCAUGCACCGUCCCGUUCGGAGCCAUUUGCACGUGUACUUCUGCCUCAGGCAAGACAGACAGCUCCGGUUGGCGGGCAGGGAAUGUCGAAUACCCUGCCAUACGAUCCAACUGAACCUGGUCUAUCGGAUGCAGAGCGGAUCCGGAGACAGAUUCUGAAUAUGUCUUACUCACGACAAUAA